Molecule: messenger RNA, 759 nt
Organism: Sinocyclocheilus grahami
Lineage: Eukaryota; Metazoa; Chordata; Actinopteri; Cypriniformes; Cyprinidae
Product: DNA repair protein RAD51 homolog A-like
Exons: 4
Coding region: 41-433 (130 amino acids)
Biological process (GO): DNA strand invasion; reciprocal meiotic recombination; chromosome organization involved in meiotic cell cycle
Cellular component (GO): condensed nuclear chromosome
Molecular function (GO): single-stranded DNA binding; DNA strand exchange activity; ATP-dependent DNA damage sensor activity
Source: RefSeq, a predicted model, not a curated record
CACAGACCAUCAAACACAGCUGCUGUAUCAGGCCUCUGCGAUGAUGACUGAGUCCAGAUACGCUCUGCUGAUAGUAGACAGCGCUACUGCACUGUACAGGACAGAUUACUCCGGGCGAGGAGAGCUGUCUGCCCGUCAGGGGCAUCUGGGUCGGUUUUUACGCAUGCUGCUCCGUCUCGCUGAUGAGUUUGGUGUGGCUGUGGUCAUCAGUAACCAGGUGGUAGCACAGGUGGACGGAGCAGCCAUGUUUUCAGCAGAUCCCAAGAAGCCGAUUGGAGGAAAUAUUCUAGCACACGCCUCGACUACUCGAUUAUACCUGCGGAAAGGUCGAGGAGAGACGCGGAUAUGCAAGAUCUAUGAUUCUCCAUGUUUGCCUGAGGCAGAGGCAAUGUUUGCCAUUAAUGCUGAUGGAGUGGGUGAUGCUAAAGACUGAAAUGAGACCGAACAGAGAACCUGUGUGAGACCAUCAGCCAGAGAAAAGACUCCUGUAAAAUGAUUGAAAUGUGGACACAUUGUUUAGUCUGGAAUUAUUCGGAAAGAGAAUGAACCCUUCAGAGGGAAAUUCAUGGUUUAUUUAAAUAUAUGCAGAUUGAUGGAUAUUCACGGAUCUGGAUGAGCUGGUGUAAUUAUUUGCUCUUUACGGUGAUGUCCGCCUCUUUACUAUUUGUUUACAUAUUAUAUUUGUUUGUUUUGUCUGGACUAAACCUUUUUCUUGUACAUAAACUACUCGGAAUUAAAGUGUUUUGUCUGUUAAACUAA